AUGUUGCAACAGUUGUUCGUCAAAAAGGGCAAAGAGGCACAAACACAGUUGGCCGCGGAAGAUCAAUUUUCUCAGUGGCGGGUAGCCGCCGUUAAGAAGAUCAGGGAGGGGAUCUCGAAGAUGCGUGUUACGCACUAUGACAGGAGGGCUUCAGUAUUUGUGGUGAAAGAGUUAAAUCCUUUCGAGGGUUGGUCUCAAGGUUCAUUCCGUAUUUGGUUGAGUGCAGGCACAUGUGAUUGUGAUCUCUUCCAAUCACUCAAUUUCUCAUGUCACCAUGCACUUGCCGCCUGUACUGCUACAAGUGUCGAGUGGGGGACAUAUAUUCAUCCGAUAAAGCAAGAGGUUAUGUUCAAGGUGUAUGAGGCGAAACUCCCACCGAUACUAGACAAGAAGCUGUGGCUGGAGUGGUACGGGACACUGUUGCAUCCUAAUCCAUCCAUACGCAGGGGAGCAACUGGGCGAUCAAUUUUCACAAGGUUUCGUAUUGAGAUGGAUAAAGGAAAGUGCCAAGAAAAAGCGAUAUGA
Messenger RNA from Arachis stenosperma, 525 nucleotides. RefSeq lists its product as uncharacterized. Bases 1 to 525 code for a protein of 174 amino acids. Lineage: Eukaryota; Viridiplantae; Streptophyta; Magnoliopsida; Fabales; Fabaceae. The record is from RefSeq and is a predicted model, not a curated record. The transcript has a single exon. Gene Ontology annotation, molecular function: zinc ion binding.